CAUAGUAUCACCUUCAACUCCAAACCACAUCCAACCUCCAAAAAACCAGAGGAAAAAAAAAUGGUCUGCUCAAAAUGCCAAAAGAAACUCAAAUCCACCGAGCUAGCGACCCCAGGCGUCAAACGCAGAAGUGAGAUGUACUAUGGCUCGCCCUCAUCGACCGGUGGCGGGGAGAGCAGUAAGUCUAAGUCCAAGCCCACGAUAGGGAAUACGGGUAUUGGGAAGAGUAAAUUGUUGAGUUCGAAGGCGAAGAAUCCUUAUGCGGCUUAUUCGUCUGCUUGUGAGUUAUGCAAGACGAAGACGGAGCAGGGGAAGAAGUAUUGUCAGCGGUGUGCUUAUCAGAAGAAUGCUUGUCCGAUGUGUGGGAAGAGUAUGGCUGGGAAGACUUCGAAGGAUCAGCCUGUUGUGCAAGGACAGAAGUUUAAUCUGAAGUAAUGGAGUGGUACGUGGGUUAAUGUGUUUGAGUUGGAUUUCUUAUAUUCUUUUGUUGGGUGUCUUCAAGUUGUUUACAUAUGGUAUGGGCUAGACUUAGUAUCUUGCAUGGCGUAUUGGGUGUUGUGGAAGUUGCUUCCUAUUCCAGAGCACGGUGAAGGAUGAAUGAAUUGAGAAUAACGAUGUGAUAAAUUCAAAAGCUAGUUAUACAUGA
Messenger RNA from Aspergillus alliaceus, 646 nucleotides. Its product is annotated as cysteine-rich PDZ-binding protein. Gene Ontology annotation, biological process: cytoplasmic microtubule organization. Gene Ontology annotation, molecular function: microtubule binding. The transcript is spliced from 3 exons. Bases 61 to 435 code for a protein of 124 amino acids. The record is from RefSeq and is a predicted model, not a curated record. Lineage: Eukaryota; Fungi; Ascomycota; Eurotiomycetes; Eurotiales; Aspergillaceae.